GGGCACAUCAGUCGAUGUUACCACGAGCCCAUCAAGCAGCACCGCGCUCCAGUUCCGCGGCGACAUACAAGAAGAUUCAUCGUACAACCCAUCACCAACUGAACGUGGAAGAAUCGCAAGUGAAACAUCAGCUGGUUAUACAUCUUGGUUAUCACCCGGCCAAGCCGACGAUUUCCGAACCGAAUUCUCAAGCGAACGCUCCGUCGCGCCCGCGGCCUCUACGUUGGCGAUUGCCACGAACCAUUCAGACCAGUUCUCGACGGGCUCGGAAGAGUCACCCGCGAGGGCCCAACCCGAACUUGUCGUCAGCCGCAGUGUAAUUCCAAAAGCCUCGCCUGGCGGUUUGCAAAUAUCAUUUGGUGAAUCGUCCAAUGUCCAGCCCGCAUAUGCAACUGCUGGCGAGGAUACUAUGGCCCUUGGAUCAGGUGCAUCGUCUACCGCGCUUGCGUGGCCUGGCGUUUCUGAUGCUAGAAUCCUCGAGGAUCUCGGGAAUCACAACAGCCUGCGUGCUCAGCAACCUCGUGGCGAAAUUGCAGCACACCAGCAAUCGAUGGCAUCUCGGAGCGACAGCGGAAUUCAACCACUGUCGCCCCUUCUCCAACAGGCGAGUUCGUCUAUGGAGGAUACUCGCGCCAUUGGCGCCCGUGUUGCUCUGGUUACAAGCCUCCGCCAAGUCCAUACUACACAGACCACUGCCGCGAUAUUGGGUGCCUUGUUGAUUGGCGCCACGUUCGCAAGCAUGGUUGGGUUUUCUGCCGUGUUCUCUUUCGCUUCGAUUGUUCUCGCGAUAAGGUCCGGCCUCCAACGUUCUUCGAUCCUCCAAGGAACCAAGGCGUCUUUCGCGACACCAUCGAUAAUGUCGACAAUGUCGAGUCCAAGAUCCAGAGAGGAUUACCAGCGGGUGGAGGUUCCUCACCUACGGAAAGACCAACCUUUGGUGUCGGGACACUUGUUGUCUCGUCUCUCCUCCCGUUACUCUUCUUACAUCAACGGAGCCAUGGCUUCGGCCGUUGUUGCCCCCUUGAUGAGCUAGAAAAGGCAUUCUCGCAGAUGCGGAGGAUGUUUGGAGAGUUUUGGGCAUCUCAACCACGUGUUUUUUCUACAAGCCAACUGGCUAGCGAUACCCUUUUGCCUGGAUAGAAUUGGUGUUUUUUAUAGUGCUGGGCAGGAUUUGAUUUUCCAUGCGCCCAUUUGGUGUAUCAUAAAGCAUAGCGUGGGAUCCAAACUAGCCAUUUGGCCAAGUUUUCAAAAUAAAAUACUACUAGGCCAAAAGCCUAGAAUUUUUUUU
Molecule: messenger RNA, 1288 nt
Organism: Trichoderma virens Gv29-8
Lineage: Eukaryota; Fungi; Ascomycota; Sordariomycetes; Hypocreales; Hypocreaceae
Exons: 5
Coding region: 410-1033 (207 amino acids)
Source: RefSeq, a predicted model, not a curated record